This is a messenger RNA of Drosophila guanche, 1404 nucleotides long. RefSeq lists its product as uncharacterized. NCBI's taxonomy places the organism in Eukaryota, Metazoa, Arthropoda, Insecta, Diptera, Drosophilidae. The transcript has 4 exons. The record is from RefSeq and is a predicted model, not a curated record. The coding region runs from base 103 to 1350 and encodes 415 amino acids.
UCAGCUCACUCCGACUAGCGCCAGUGCACAAAACCGUGUCCAACCAAGCGUAUACCUUAUUUGCGAGCGUAAAUUACUGUAAGAAUUUCAAUUGUCAACAAAAUGGCGGCGAACAAUGUCCCCGAGUGGAUCAAUGCGGAACUAUUUGAAGAUGUUCUCAAGUCAACAGUGCCUGGCUACACCAAAGUGAAGACCUUUAAGGCUGACGCCGGCUCUGCAGCGGGAGAAAACUAUGCAACGAUUAUGCUGCGUGUCAACAUCGAAGUGGAGUUGGAAGAGGGAAAGUCAAAGGAUGUUUCCUACAUGGUCAAGCUGCCCCAUCAGCUGGAGCUUUACAAGGAAAUGAUGAAGCAGAAUAACAUCUUCGACGUUGAACGCUUGAUGUACUGCGAAGUUGUGCCCGAGAUGGAGGCUCUGUACAAGGAUGUGGGCGUGGAUGUGAUUUUCGGCGCCAGAAGCUACGAUUUUAAGGGAGCCAAGAGCGAUUAUGUUGUGCUGGAGGAUCUCGGACAAAAGGGCUUUAAAAAUGCCAACCGCAUGGAGGGACUGGACCAGGCGCACGUCGAAAGAGUUCUAAAGAAGCUAGCCCAAUGGCACGCGGCCUCGGCCGUGCGUGUGGCCACCAAGGGCGCUUAUCCGGAGUUACUUAACCUUGGUGUCUUCAAGGAGGAGGGCAGGGCCAUGGUAACCGAAAUGCUUAACGGCAUGAUGUCGAGAUUCCUCAAAGUCUGCGUCACCUUCGACGGUCACGAGGAGUACAUAGAAGAGAUUAAAAAAAUCAUUCCUGUGGCCGUAGAUGAGAUGUUCAAAAUGGCCAAGAUCAAUACGCAGGAGUUUAAUGCUCUAAAUCAUGGAGACUUCUGGUCUAACAACGUAAUGUUCCAAUACGAUGCCUUCGGCAAGGUUAAGGAAGUGUAUCUUGUGGACUAUCAGCUUCCCAAGUACGGUACAGUGGCGCAGGAUCUGUUAUACUUCCUGCUUUCGUCCACCAAGCUGGAGGAUAAGAUAAGCAAAUUCGAUUACUACAUCAAGUUCUACCAUGACAAUCUGAUCGAGCACCUGAAGGUCCUCAAGUACACAAGACCCUUGCCCACAUUGCGCAGCAUUCACUCGUCUCUGCUUAAACAUGGAAUCUUCGGUUUCUCAAUUGUUACUGGAGUUAUGAGUGCAGUUCUUUUGGAUCCUUCGGAGAAUGCCAGCUUUGAGAAUUUCGUGGGCGACAGUGAAUCUGGAGAGGCCUUCCAGAUGCAGCUCUAUACAAAUCCUCGCUACCGCAAACAUAUCCAGGUGAUCAUGCCCUGGCUCCUAAAUCGCGGGGCCCUGGAGACUAGUGCGCCAACAAGUUCAUGAAAAUUUACACAAUUCAUGUUUUUAUCUGUUUUGUUUUUGAUAAUGUGGCACACA